AAUUGGUAAGGUUGGUGGGCCACCCCAUUUUGUUUGCCCAAACAAAAAACCAGACUAGAGGAAAACUGGGGGUGGCCUUGCUCUCUACUCUCUACCCUUCCAUCAAUCCAUUAAUCCUUUUCAAUUAGGCUUAAGAUCGAAAAAAUUAUCACCCAAAACAUUUAGAAUGUUUUUCCUUAACAUCAAAUCUGCUUUCUUUCCACAAAAUUCCAUUUUAGUUGUUUGAGAUUCUAAUGGUUACUUGAUUUCUGUCAAAAAGUAUUUGAUAGAUUGAUGCUUCGGAAAAAAAUAUUCCUUUAUUUACUGUCUCGAUGCCUCAAUUUCAAUGGUAUUUUCUUUGGUAUAUGGGAAAUGUUUAUUAAUUAUUUUCGUCUUCUUUUAGUCUCCUUAGGCCGUCAUUCCUAUUCAAACUGCCUUUUUUAGUCUAAAUAAAACCACAUCCCCAUCUGCUUCCUCUCUACUGUUCUUCAUCUCUCGCUUCUAUCUCUUAUUGAAAGCCAUUUCAAUUACCCUUCUUUUUCAAGCUCCAAACUCUCGCUUCUUCUCUUUCAACUUGAAAACGUCCUUCAUAUUCUUCUUACCUGACAACUGGCUUUUUUUUUUUUUUUCUGUUUAGUCCCUUUUGACAACUCCUAAAUCUCUCUGUACAUGGCAGGAAACAAAGCAUCAUUAAUGGCAGCCAACAAGUUUGCAACCAUGUUGCAUAAAAACACAAAUAGGAUCACUGUUAUUCUUGUCUAUGCAUUACUAGAAUGGAUUUUGAUCGUUCUUCUCCUUCUCAAUUCUCUGUUUUCUUACCUGAUCAUCAAAUUUGCUGAUUAUUUUGGUCUAAAAAGGCCCUGCCUUUGGUGUACUAGGCUUGAUCAUAUCUUCGAGCCAUCAAAGUACAAGAAUUCUUGUAGGGAUCUUGUGUGUGAUGAUCAUGCCAAGGAGAUUUCUGAAUUGGGUUAUUGUUCAAAUCAUCGGAAACUAGCAGAAUCUCAAGAUAUGUGUGAGGAGUGCUUGUCCUCAUCGCGGUCGGAUUGUUUUGAUUUGUCAAAGAAGUUCGCUUUUUUUCCAUGGAUGAAGCAGGUUGGUUUGAUCCAGGAUGAUAGUGAUAAAGUGAUAGAAAAUGGUGAAGAGAAUUUCAAGUGUUCUUGUUGUGGUGUCACGUUCGAGAAAAAGUGGAAUUUUCCUUACCUCCUUAUUAAGCCUUCUUGGGAGGUUUUGGAUUAUCCCCAGAAAGGAAAUUUAAUUACUGAAGCUGGAGGAGUUGAUGAUAUUGCAGAUGAAGGUAAUGCUUUAGAUGGAAUCAGAUCAGAUUUUGUGGGUGAUUAUCAGGAAAAUGAACGGAGGAUUGAAGAAAACAAUAGAGUUGAGAUCAUUUCUGAUGGUGAUAAUGAGGGUGUUAAAGGAAGAGAAUUGGAAAAGGAGGACUUUUCAUGUUUUAUUUCUAGUUUUGAUUGCAACCAAAUGGCUGCUAAUGAAGAUGGUAAAGAUGAUGUGGUUAUAGAGAAAGAUCAAAUAUCAAUGGAAGAAGAAGAAGAAGAAGAAGGAAACUUAAAUGUGUCAAUGGAUGACCAGGUGUUGACUCAAGUGGCUUGUAGGAAAGGGGAGUCUCCUGAAAUCCUACAUAAGCAUCUGGAGUUCUACAUCGAGGGGGAUGACUGUCAUUUGAUUCCAAUUGAAUUGAUGGAUUCUACUACUGCAGAAAGCCAAAGAAUAUACAAGUUUAGAGAGGAAGAUCAAGGUAUUUCUGGUAAUGGAGAUGUUAUUUUGGAUUUUGGUUUGCAUCGUGGGACACCGGUGGAACUGGUUGUGGAGAAUAGGCGCAGUUCAGCAGAGAAAGUGACAUUGCUUUCAAUCCGUGAGAGUGAGGAUGAAACCAGUGUUGCAGUAGUUGAAUCACUGGAGUCCAAUGAGAAGAAGCAGAGCUUUUCAACACAUGCAGGAGAGGAAGAAUUGACGGAGGAGGAAGUCGAGCAAGUUGCUAGCACUCAAACAACUCUGACCCCUUUGAAUGAAGCUGAUGAUCAAGGAAAUGCAGUAACAGGAGAAGGGGAAAUGGAUCUAGAUGUUAAUCAAGUUUCCGAUGAGCAAAAUGAUGAAAUUGAAGCAGAGAUCUCAAUAGGUACAGAUAUUCCUGACCAUGAACCGAUUGAAGAUAUUCAAAUGCAACAUUUGUAUGAAUGCACACAAGAAGAUCCCUCCAUCAGUUCUUCUCAAUUGCAUGCAGAUGCUGACCAUGGCUCCAAGAAUGCUGAUGAAGAAACUAUACUGUCUAAAACUAUAACAGUUGAGACAUGUGACCAAGCAAUAAAAAACAAUUUAUCACUAUAUUCAGAGCUUACUGAGAUUGAAGAAGAUAAAGUUCCUGAUACACCCACUUCUAUAGACAGCCUCCACCUGCUGCAUAAGAAGUUGCUGUUGCUUGACAGAAGAGAAUCAGGAAUGGAAGAUUCAUUGGAUGGAAGUGUUUUUAGUGACAUUGAGGGCGCUGAUGGGGUACUGACUGUUGAGAAGUUGAAAUCCGCAUUAAAAGCUGAAAGGAAGGCUUUAAAUGCUUUGUAUACAGAACUUGAGGAAGAAAGGAGUGCUUCUGCUGUAGCAGCGAACCAGACAAUGGCAAUGAUAAAUAGGCUUCAAGAAGAGAGGGCAGCAAUGCAGAUGGAAGCCUUGCAGUAUCAGAGGAUGAUGGAAGAACAGUCUGAAUAUGACCAAGAAGCCUUGCAGCUUCUGAAUGAGCUUAUGAUCAAGAGAGAGAAAGAGAAGGCAGAGCUAGAAAAAGAGUUGGAGAUAUAUCGCAGGAAGGUGCAGGAUUAUGAGGCCAAAGAGAAAAUGAUAAUGCUGAGAAGAAGGAAAGAUGACAGCACUAGGAGUGCAACUUCUGCAUCUUGCAGCAAUGCUGAGGAUAGUGAUGGACUAUCAGUUGAUCUGAAUCAUGAACCAAAGGAAGAAGAUAGCUUGGACAACCAUCUAGAGGAAAGCAACCAGAAUACCCCUGCUGAUGCAGUUCUGUAUUUGGAGGAGUCAUUGGCUAAUUUCGAGGAAGAAAGGCUGUCAAUUCUAGAGCAGCUCAAGGUCUUGGAAGAGAAAUUGGUUUCAUUGAAUGAUGAAGAGGAACAACAUUUUGAGGAUAUAAAAUCUGUUAAAUAUUUGUAUAAAGAAAAUGGUAAUGGCUUCCAUGAGAGUUCUGAUUUCAGCUAUGAAACAAAUGGGAUUGCCAAUGGCCAUUUCAAGGCAGUCAAUGGGAAACAUCAGCAAGAGAAAAAACUCGUGGCUACAAAGGCAAAGAGACUUCUCCCACUUUUUGAUGCCACUGAUGCAGAAACUGAAGAUGGAAUAUUGAAUGGACACAAAAAUGGCUUUGAUUCUGUUGGCUUGCAACAUUACUCACCAGCCAACUCUGAACUAGAGAGCAAAAAGCUUGCUAUUGAGGAAGAAGUGGAUCACGUUUAUGAAAGACUACAAGCACUUGAGGCAGAUAGGGAGUUUCUAAAGCAUUGUAUCAGCUCCUUGAGGAAAGGAGAUAAAGGAAUCUAUCUUCUUCAAGAGAUUUUACAACAUCUUCGUGAUUUAAGGAGUGUGGAACUCCGAGUAAGGAGUAUUGGAGAUACUGCAAUAUAGUUACAUUUGGCAGAAUACACUUGGAAUGCUAAUCGAAUGUUCAAUUGGAGUUGCUUAACCGCUGCAAAUUUAGGACUAAUAAAAAAAACACCAACUUGGGCGAUGUUCAACAAUAUAGGCGCCAAUACAGUUCCACAUUUUCGACAAUUUUCAAUGGGAAGUCCUUUAAUGGAGAGGGAGGCUUCUGCUGUUGUCUGCUUGGUGAUCUUGGUGGACUGAAAUUAUGAAAGUCUGUCAUUUCCCGGUUUCAGUGUCCAAGUAAUCCCAAAAUUUUUGUGGGUUCAGUUCUUCAUCACCUUUUUAAGGAAAAGGAGGAUGGUGAGUGUAUGUGUGUGCAAGCUAGUGUGGUGAAAGACAAGCUGCAUUUGUAUGUCGUGAGAAAGGGCCUGGCCUGCAGAGCUGGAGUGAUCCAACAAAGAUUCCUGUGCCAGAUGCAUAGCAUUAGUUUUUUCAGACGGUUAGAACUAGGAGGCUCUUUUUGUCAGUAUAUUUUUAUAAUCUUUCUAGGGAAAGGAAAGAAGGGGUAAGUAACCUCAUUUUCCUUCUCAUCUUUUGCAUCAUUUCAUCAUCUGGUGGGUCUGUCUAUUAUUUUGAGGAGAAAAGUUGAGUUACUUGUAUACUACAUGCAUCCAUCUGUAAGUAUAUAAAGUGAGUGUUUGUUUAUCCUGUUUGGGUUCUGUUAUUUAUUGUUGUUGUAUGUACAUGUUCCUUGUUCUAAAGUCUAUAACAGAGUUUGUCUGGUAGAUGUACCAAAACAAAAGCAUAAAAUAACAGUGAAAUAUAAGAAGCAAAGAUGCUUUAACAAUUGAUUUUUCUUUAGGAAUAAAACAACACAUAACAGGCCAACAACAGCUGAAACUAUAUCCAAAUAGCUUAAGGCUAAGGGUACUGUUAGAACAUGAUGCAGGCUUUCAAAUUGCACAAAUUUUAUGUUAUAAAAAAUGCACUGGGAUUUCUCUUUAUGCAAUUUUAUGCAAAUCAACUUUAUCAAUUAUCAUCCAUUCAUCAUCCUGUAAUGUUUCUUUCUAAAAAUAAUGAUAAGCAACCUGAUGUUGCGGCGCCGUAGUUGUUCACACUAAACUUUUGUGCAGCCAACAAGUUGCCAUUGCUAUCCUAUCAGAUCACUAUUAAUCGUUCAAAACUUUGUGCCCUCUUUUCUAUUUAUCAUAUGCUAAGCGGCUAAGCCUCAUCAAUCAAGCUGUCAUGAAAUAAUUUCGGUGCCAAUUGAAAACAUCAGUGUAUAAAUUCUGUAUGGCCAACUGCACGCAGGGAAUGGGUUGAAGAGAGUGAUCUGCCAGAGUGAAG
Durio zibethinus is the source of this 4911-nucleotide messenger RNA. Its product is annotated as myosin-binding protein (Protein of unknown function, DUF593). Gene Ontology annotation, molecular function: myosin binding. The record is from RefSeq and is a predicted model, not a curated record. Lineage: Eukaryota; Viridiplantae; Streptophyta; Magnoliopsida; Malvales; Malvaceae.